Messenger RNA from Oreochromis niloticus (Nile tilapia), 3776 nucleotides. RefSeq lists its product as uncharacterized. NCBI's taxonomy places the organism in Eukaryota, Metazoa, Chordata, Actinopteri, Cichliformes, Cichlidae. The record is from RefSeq and is a predicted model, not a curated record. The coding region runs from base 662 to 3646 and encodes 994 amino acids. The transcript has 2 exons.
GGUCCUGGGUCGAGCGACCCAGUGUUUGGGUUUAUGUAUCUUUUAUAUUCUUUUGUGCCUUAGCUUAGUUCACCUUGCUUAUUUCUAGAUUGCAAUUUAGCCUUGUUCCCUUAUGUCAUCUCCCCCUGCACUUAGUCUCCCUGGUUUCUGCGUCUACGUUUCUUGUCUAUGCAGUUAUGUUUAGUUCAUGUCAUAUUUUAUCUCCAUGCCUAAUCUCUGUUUCCUGUUUUACUUUGAAAGUCUGUAUUCUAUGUCAGUGUAUUUAGUUUCACUUCUCCUGUCCUGUUGUUAGGUUCAUGUGUGUCAGCUGUGUUCCCAUGUGUGGCCACUUCCCCUGAUUAUCCCUCAUGUGUAUUUAGUCUCUGUGUUUCAUGCAGUCUGUGUCGCGUCGUCUGUGUUCCUACCCUCCAUGUUGUAUCAGUCAGCCUUUGUACUCAUAGUUCUGGUUACCUGUAUCUUCAUAGUUUAUCCUAGUAUUACUUUCCCAGUUUAGUUAUAGUUUAGUUUUGUCACUGCGCUUCUGCCUUGUUUUCACCAGCCACAAUAAAGGCUCGCUUUUGUUUAAAGUUCACUCCGUAUCCUCACUUGUGUUCGCACCUGGGUCCAUCACGCACACCACCGCACGGUCUGCCUCCGCAGAUCGUGACAGUACGACGCGACCAUGCCGGACCCAGCGACACAACAGACGGAGAUCAUCCGGACAGUGGAGUCACUAUGCGACAAGUGGCUGCACUGUUCCAGAGAGGAGGAACGGGAAGAGUUAGCCCGCCAAGUAGGAGUGUGCGUGUCCGUGUUCCCCUGGUUAUGGGAGACGCUGCACCCCCUCAUCAGUGACUUUCUCGUCUCCACUCUCCGACUCCGCCCGCAGCAGCAGCUGCCCGGUGUGCGUGAAUCGUCGCCAGAGCCAUGCAGUUGCAUUGUUACCCCGCUGCCUCACGAGCCAGAAACAGUCAGAGUCGGAACAGUGAGGCUCGCUGCCGACACACCGUCGGUUCGCGCUUCGUCGGCUUCCGCAUCUUCGCCAUCGCCUGACUGCACUACGCGGCGUACGGAGAUGCCAGAGGCUAUUGACUUCGGUGAGGAAGAGAAGCAGCAGGUGUUACGGGCGUAUCGCGAGGACGAGCUCCGUUGGAAGCCCUGGCUCAUCUCCGAGGAGGAGCUCUCGCCAGCCGCCCCGUCUCGGACCUGCCGCCCACCCUCGCCGCCUCGAUCGGACUACUCGUCUCCGGCUUCCUACCUAGCACGGAUGUGGUCGGAGGACGAGGAGCUGGUCGCCGUGGAAAGUCAAGUUUUAUCCACGGCCGCUUCAAGGAGGAAGCGGCGUUCACGCCGCCGUCGCGCAUCGCUACGGCCUGUUUUGCCCUCCACUGAGCAACACGAGGAUAUUGUGGAGGGCACGGAUUUCGACCUCGAGGAGCGGCAGCGCGCCGUAUGCGCGCAACUAGAAGAAGAGCUCCGGUGGGAGCCGUGGCUCGCUCCUAACUACGAAGAGAUUUUCCGCGGAACUCGCCUGGCUCUCGGGGGUCCCGUGAGCUUCCAGGAACUCUCACCUACCGCUCCGUCAUCACCCAGUUCCCCAGCCUCUGCGACACCGGCUGGUGCGCAUGAGGCGCCGCUGUCUGGUUCGUCGGAAACGACAAUCAAGAAGAGACAACGUGCGCGUCGCCGUCGCACUGCACAACGACCGGAGGUGAGUGAAUGCAGUCUCUUAUCAUCAGCCCCCGUUGAAACUGUAGAAGAACUAGAUUCAAAACUUCAGAUUCAAGAGUCAAGGUUAAAAGAGACUCAUAGCGUGAAGAUGGCUGACUCUAGUACUGAGAAUGGUAUGGUCAGUUCGUCUGGCUUCUAUGAACAAGGAGUAAGACCCACACAGGCUGUGAAUCCCAGCACUGGAGAGUUUCCGCCUGUGCUCUUGUCACCUCCACCCAAACAGGAGUUUGACUGUCCAGCCCCUAAGCCGAUUUGGGAAUCCCCGGUUUCGUGUGUGUCUGUUAACGAAAAUAAAGAGACUGUUUCAGAAUCAGCCAGUGCUAACUUUAGGCUGAGUAAUGCACCGCUAACCGAGCCACAGCCAAGAGAUUUUGUUUCAAAGACAAUCAUGGACAAACCUAGUAAUCCUGUAGGGACCUCUGACACUACACUUAGUUUGAAAGAGACUUCCACAGACCUUAAUGUUAAUUGUGUGGGGAGUGGGGUGGAAGUGUUUUCUUCUGUGUCAUGUAACGUGCCUGGUGUUCCAUCACAGACUGGGUUAUCUGUGGCUAAUGCCUCCCUUCCUGAGCCUGCUCUGCCCACCAAUAAGCUACUCGAAGAAGGCCCCUGUGCUUUCAUAGCAAGUAAGGCUAUGUCAGAGGAGGCAGGUCAUGAGAUAAAGUAUGAAAGGACUGUGUGUGAGAUGAUGUGUGACCAUGUUUUGCCUGCUGUUCCUAUAUCCAAUGAACUGAAGACUGAAGAUGCUGAUCAUGAACUCACGUUAAUCCGCCAAGACGAAAACAUAAAUGCAGAUCAUGGUAACCUGGACUGUGUAAUGCCACAACAUGAAUUCUGUCUUCCUGAAGGUAACAAACAGGGCGAUUUUGAACUGUUUUGCUCCAGCACUAUUACCUCCAAUCAGGAGAUGGAGGCUGACAUCAGGGUUAAUGUGACACCGUUUUCUCCUGUUUCCGUGAACUCAUCACUAGAUAAGGUUUUGACCUUGAACAACGGUGUUUCCACUCAUUCACAGCCUGAUGUGUCACCUGCUGCAGUUAAGGGUUCAAGUGCUGUUUUACCUGUGUCUGUCUCUCAACUCAAUAGAGCUAUCACUCUGAAGCCACAGAUCUCUACGGGUGCGGGUUCCAGCAAAUGUGUCUGUCCAACAUAUCACAGCCAUGCUACUAACAUGCCAUUAGUUAGGUCCAUACCCGAGUAUUUAAUGUUUGUCCAGGAACCUCACCCUAAUGGUCUAAGCCUUGUUUUUGUGGGUGAGGUGGCAAUUCUUGUUUUUCGUAUAGCUAAUCCAGCCCCUCUGAGCCUUACACUGUCAUCGAUCAGGUCCAACAAGCUUAGGUCGACUCCUCCUGUGACUACAGAGACUGGGCCAUUUGCCUUUAAGCCAGUUAAAACUGAUGCAGACCCUGAGAACCUAAAGCUUGCUAGCACAGAACUGGUGGUCAUUAACACUGCUCACUUCAUGGACUCCUGUGCUAAGAUAGUAAGCCCUAUAGACUGUUUCUCACCUGCUCUCUCUCUGUGUGGGAUUAUGCCUCAACAGCCCGUUUUUCCUCAGCUCCCUGUCCAGUCAGCGGCUCAGCUCCCUGUCCAGUCAGCGGCUCAUUCUGUAUCUGCUGCUGGAUGCCCGGGUGUGCCAACCUGGCACCCCGCAGCAUCCCCGCUGCUUCACGCCACGUCAGCUGGAGGGCCCGAGGAGCCCGUCCAGCAACCGGCCACGUCAGCUGGGGGUUCAGGAGAACCGCACCAGCCUCAUGCCACGUCAGCUGGAGGCCCGGGGAGCCCGUCCAGCCUCAUGCCACGUCAGCUGGAGGGCCGGGGAGCCCGUCCAGCCUCAUGCCACGUCAGCUGGAGGGCCCGGGGAGCCCGUCCAGCCUCAUGCCACGUCAGCUGGAGGGCCCGGGGAGCCCGUCCAGCCUCAUGCCACGUCAGCUGAAGGGCCCGGGGAGCCCGUUCAGCAACCUUCCUCGUCAGCUGGAGGGCCCGGGGAGCCCGUCCAGCCUCAUGCCAUCUCCGCUAACGGGUCUGGUGGUUCCGUUCAGCCGCCACCUGCUCCACCACCUGCG